CGCUAGUUAUAACCCUUCAAAUAUAAAGAUGCGUUGGGGAAUCGUUUGUUUGAUGGCCAUCGUUCAUUCUGUUUAUGCCACGUCGGCAGUUGAGCUUACAAACGAACCGAUGCGGUUCUUGUGGGUUGCAACAACCACAACAACAUCAACUGUUUCGACUAGCACUACCUGUACCACCUCAACCGCUGCCCUGACUACGUGCACCAUCGGCCGCCGUCGUCGUGGCCUUUUCUACGACGAAGUCCAGUCUGCCGUGGGCCGCCAACGACGUGGGCUGUUUUACAACGACGAGCAAGUGGAGAACAAGGACGGCACCAUCUUCCUGCCUUCCGAGAAAAAGUCCUCCUCAGCUGAUCCAGUUGCGGAAGUUGUUCCGGCCGACAAAUCUUCGGCGACAGUUCCUUUGGUCAUCGAAUCCGGUUUUGCGGCGCCAGCCGGAGGACCUGUCCGCUUCCUGUUGUCUUUCGCCCAGUCGACUGUCACGAGUUACACGACAACGACGACGACGACGAGCCUCACCGCCUUUUGUAGCAGCACAACCGGAUGGCCACUCUGCGGCAAUUUCGGAAAAUAAACAUCUCAUUGUAAAGCCGUCUUCUUCCUUUCCCUUGUUUGUCUCGAGUUUACUCAAAUAGUAUGACUAAAUUUUUGGGUUUUUCUUUUAAAGAGAAAGCAUUUGCAAUGCGCUGUUUCGUGUUACUGUUUUAUUCGUGCG
Molecule: messenger RNA, 715 nt
Organism: Daphnia carinata
Lineage: Eukaryota; Metazoa; Arthropoda; Branchiopoda; Diplostraca; Daphniidae
Exons: 2
Coding region: 29-574 (181 amino acids)
Source: RefSeq, a predicted model, not a curated record